ACUAUUGGUAAGAGGUUAUUCAAAAGUGAUUAAUUUGGGUAGUUUUUCAAAGGUAAAAGGAAAAUCAGUAUACAAUCACGGGUCACUAGUGUUUCUCAUCAUUUCUAAAGCUUUCUUUUGUAUAAAUGCUUUCAAAAUAGUAGAAGAUAAACAAAGACCUGAAAUAAAGGCAAAACUUCCUGGGAUCAGUGGUUGUUUUUUCUGUGUGAGAGAAGCAGACAGGGGUCGUUUCACUUAUCGCAACUCGGCUUACGCAUAAUACUCUAUUUUAAACUCCGAGAAGAAUGCUGGACUACUUUCACGAGAAAGACACCAAGCAGGAAGAGAAUAACAGUUUAGUUGGCAAUAGAUCUGAAGCGUCAAAGUUCACCUCUAACGAUAUUGGAUUAGAUGUCGCCUCACUGAAGAUUAUUGAGCUAUCAAAAAAGAUUAGAGAGUUGAAUGCUGCACUUAUCAGUGAGCGAAAUAAAUGCAAUAACCUGCAUCAAACAGUUAAGCGGCUAGAGUCCAGUAAUCAAAGUAAAGAAGCUGGUGUUUGUCACUUAUGUAAGCAAAGUAAGAUGUCAUACACCGAAGAGAAGUUGGACAGUACAACUGAACGUAUGGAACAGGAGAAAAAGCUGAAGAAACUGGAGUCUGUUGUCUCGGAGCUGCGUCAGAAAGUUCAAGUCUUAAAUCGUGACUUAUUACUGGCUAAAAAGGUAGUUGAAGCCGAGACAGGAGAGGCAAUACCCAAUAUCAGCACUUGGUUAACUAAUAUGCGGCUGAAGAAUGGAAUUCAGGAUGGUGGUACAUGCUCAGUAUUUUCAAACUGGCGUGGUCGACAACAACAGAUAUCUGCAUUGAAAAAUCGAAUUGCAAAACUACAGUCACAACUCAAUGCUAAAACGAUCUCUCGUUCAGAAGAUAUUAUUUGUAAACAGAAUGCAGAGGAUGAAUUAUUUUCUGGUGCAACAUCAUUUGGCAUCAGUUACUUUCAAGAGGACGGAGAAUUACAAACACCGAAAACAUGUCAUACGCCUAUGCUGAAUCAUCUGACAGAACAGAAUUUAACGAAAUCUUCUGCAAAACAACUACAAGAUGAUAAAAAGCAGUUAGAAGAGGAGUUGUGCUCUACUAAGAGUAAACUUCAAAAAACGAAACAACGUGUUAACAAUCUUGGGCAAGAGCAAAAGGAGCUUAAAAAACAAAUUGUUUUCCUGAUACAGAAAGGAAAACAUGACGAUGAACUUAUAGAAUCACUAGUUCAACGUAAUGAAUGCCUACAAAAAGAAGUCACUAACAUGCAGAAUUUAAUCACAGAAAGAGAAGAGGAAAUAGAAAGGUUGAAUCAGGAAUUAUCGAGUCUGGAGCAAAGGAAAGAAAUUGAAGUAGACAAAUUAAAGGAAAUAAUUGCCGAGAAAAACGAGCACAUUGACAAUGUAAAUAAAUGUCUUGCUGAAGCAAAUCAGAAAGAGAAUGAUUCCAAAUGUGAACUGGAGAACAACAGAAAUGGAACACCACCCAACUCAAAACAACAGAAUAACUCCUCUUCCUGCUCCUUCAUUGAUAGCGAGUACGAUCUGGUUAAAAGUCUCACAACUGAACGCGAUGGAUUACUAAAGUUAAUAGAAGGCAUGGAAUUCAGAAUUGAAGAGCUGCUUAGUCAGAAAAACGCUCUGGAAAUACAAAAUGCUCAAUUGGCGAGAAGAAGUGAUGACAAACACGGCACAAAGUUGAAGUCUUCUACAAAAAGGGAGAAAAUACCCAACGUUAGCAAUUCAGAGACCAAUGAAGAUGACACAAUGCUAGACUAUUUACUCAAUAGUAAUUAUGUCAAGGAUGUGAUCUGUCAAUGCAAUCUCUCAGCUCAUUCAGUCAAGAUAAUAACAAAGUGUAUUAGAGAAUUACAAACUGCACUGGCAAAGUCUCAUGAUGAAAUAAUAAGCUUGAAAGGCAAUCUAAAACUGACCUCAGAUUAUCGCAAAGAAGAUUUGAAAUUGGUUAUGCAAAUGGUUGAAGAAAUACGACAACAGCAGAGAAACAAAAGCUCAACUUGAUCGAUUAGACAAGUUUUCUUGGUGGUGACUUGUCAUUGAUGUUAAUUGGUUAACAUACAAAUCAUUGUGAUAUCAGAUAAUGUCUUUCAAAUGACAGGUAUUUUUUUUAAUUACAGCUUGAUUCCACAUAAAACUUUUGGGACAGGUAUGGAAUUUUCAGUAUGUGAUAUCGAUAGCCCAAAUUUUACAGGCCGACCAUAGAUAUCAGGU
Messenger RNA from Trichobilharzia regenti, 2249 nucleotides. NCBI's taxonomy places the organism in Eukaryota, Metazoa, Platyhelminthes, Trematoda, Strigeidida, Schistosomatidae. The record is from the annotation of a GenBank genome assembly.